This is a messenger RNA of Chinchilla lanigera (long-tailed chinchilla), 399 nucleotides long. Its product is annotated as somatostatin-like. The record is from RefSeq and is a predicted model, not a curated record. Gene Ontology annotation, biological process: regulation of cell migration. The coding region runs from base 1 to 399 and encodes 132 amino acids. Gene Ontology annotation, molecular function: hormone activity. NCBI's taxonomy places the organism in Eukaryota, Metazoa, Chordata, Mammalia, Rodentia, Chinchillidae. Gene Ontology annotation, cellular component: extracellular region. The transcript has 2 exons.
AUGCUGUCCUGCCACCUCCGGUGCGUUCUGGCCGUGCUCUCCAUCGCCCUGGCCCUGGACGGUGUCACUGGCGCCUUCUCUGAGGAUGGACACAGCUGGUUUGUACGCAUGUACAAGGCUUCUUCCGCGAACUAUCGAAUCUCCCAGUUUCUGCAGAAGUACUUGCUUGCUCCUGAAGGAAAGCGAAAGGAAGUGUUAGACACCUUCUCGGCAGGGCUGCCUUGUAAAAACCAGAAAAAGAGUAGUGUGCUGGAACCUGAAGGUUUGUCCCAGGCUUCUGAACACAACGAGAUGAGGCUGGAGCUGCAGAAAUCUGUGAAGUCAAACCCGGCCACGGCACCACCAAAACGCAAGAAGGACUGCAAGAAUUUCUACUGGAAGUCUUUAAGACCCUGUUAG